This is a messenger RNA of Salvia miltiorrhiza (redroot sage), 682 nucleotides long. RefSeq names its product protein LITTLE ZIPPER 3. NCBI's taxonomy places the organism in Eukaryota, Viridiplantae, Streptophyta, Magnoliopsida, Lamiales, Lamiaceae. The transcript has 2 exons. The coding region runs from base 1 to 456 and encodes 151 amino acids. The record is from RefSeq and is a predicted model, not a curated record.
AUGAUUAUUGUGGCAGUGUGUUUCCCUUCUGUCUUUCUCCCUCUCACUCUCUCUCUACGUGAAUUUUCCCUCUCUUUUUACUUUUCUCCACUAUAUAUAUUCAGCCGCUGUGCCUCUCAUUUGUCACACUUCUACAAAACUUCCUUUCUUUCUUUUUACUGCCAUUUCAAGAAGAAAAAGGCUCUUCUCGUCCAACAACUCUUCUUCCUCUCCUUCCAAAAGAAAAUGGAAAAGCUGAACUCGAAAUUGUACUUGGAGAACUGCUACAUCAUGCAGGAGAAUGAGAGGCUGAGGAAGAAGGCUGAGCUUCUCAACCAGGAGAAUCAGGCUCUCCUCACUGAGCUCAAGCAGCGCCUCGCCGCGGCCGCCGCCGUCGGAGCUCCCAUCCCUGAUCUCAAUAUGUCCACCUCCGCCGCCGCCACCACCUCUAAGGCCCCCAAGAAAAACAAGAAAUGAGAUUGGAGGCGGAGGCCCACCAAUAAUAUGUUUUGCUCAUCAUUAGCGUCCUUCAAGAAUUAUAGUUUAAAGGAGAAUUGGUAGUCCAAAUGCUUUGUCUCAAUUAAGUCUCUGUCGUCAGUAGAUAAAAAAAAUAUCGUGUCGAUUAAGUGUCCUUUUAUCGCGUCUUGUUGUUUAUCAAUCUAUAAAUCAAAAUUUAGUAAUGGAAUAAACAUAUAUCUUAAUA